This is a messenger RNA of Mus pahari (shrew mouse), 1646 nucleotides long. RefSeq names its product protoheme IX farnesyltransferase, mitochondrial. Gene Ontology annotation, cellular component: mitochondrial membrane; mitochondrion. The record is from RefSeq and is a predicted model, not a curated record. Bases 89 to 1420 code for a protein of 443 amino acids. NCBI's taxonomy places the organism in Eukaryota, Metazoa, Chordata, Mammalia, Rodentia, Muridae. Gene Ontology annotation, biological process: heme biosynthetic process. The transcript is spliced from 7 exons. Gene Ontology annotation, molecular function: protoheme IX farnesyltransferase activity.
AGAGGGCGGGCUAGGAAGAUGGCGGCGCCCAGGAGCCGGUGAGGUGAGAGGUGUCCUGGGGUCCUGGGGACGGCUGCACCAGUGCGUUAUGGCCGCGUCCCCGCACACUAUUUCCUCGCGCCUCCUCACAGGCUCAGUAGGAGGAUGUGUCUGGUAUUUGGAGAGAAGAGCUAUACAGGGAUUGCCACACAGGGUCACACAUCUGUUCAGGAAUGUCAGUAAUCAGUGGGUCACGCUCCAGCACUUGAGCUUCCUCAAGCGCAUGUAUGUCACACAGUUGCACAGGGGCCUUAGCCAGCGAGUCAAACCAAAGCCAGAGCCACCGGCAUCUCCUUUCCUUGAACACACAUCUUCAGGGCAAGCUAGAGCAGAAGUGGAUGAGCUGCCAUCUUUCCCAGCGCCCAGUCAGCCUCUGUCCCGGAAGCCAAAUGAGGAGUUGGUGGAGCUGGAGGCGACCUCUAUAGUGGACCAUUCCCUUGACACAGCCAAAGAGAAAAGGGAAGAAAAGCAGUGGAAAGAGAUGAAGCUUCACACUGACGAUCUGCCUGGCAUUUUGGCCCGGCUGUCCAAGAUCAAACUCACAGCUCUCGUGGUAAGCACCACUUCAGCAGGCUUUGCACUGGCUCCAGGCCCUUUCGACUGGUCCUGUUUCCUGCUUACAUCCCUUGGAACCGGCCUUGCAUCCUGUGCAGCCAACUCCAUCAAUCAGUUUUUCGAGGUGCCGUUCGACUCAAACAUGAAUAGGACAAAGAACAGGCCUCUGGUUCGCGGACAGAUAAGCCCAUUGCUAGCUGUGUCUUUUGCCACCUGCUGUGCUGUGCCAGGAGUGGCCCUUCUGACCUGGGGAGUGAAUCCACUCACAGGGGCCUUGGGGGUCUUCAACAUUUUCCUGUAUACCUGUUGUUACACACCACUGAAGAGGAUCAGCAUCAUCAAUACCUGGGUUGGAGCUGUGGUUGGAGCCAUCCCUCCUGUCAUGGGCUGGACGGCUGCCACCGGAAGCCUUGAUGCUGGAGCUCUUCUUCUGGGAGGGAUCCUGUACUCCUGGCAGUUCCCCCACUUCAAUGCCCUGAGCUGGGGCCUCCGUGAAGACUACUCCCGAGGAGGCUACUGCAUGAUGUCCGUCACCCACCCAGCCCUCUGCCGGCGGGUGGCACUGCGCCACUGCCUGGCCCUGAUUGCUCUGUCGACUGCUGCCCCCGUCCUGGACAUCACCACCUGGGUCUUCCCUGUCAUCUCCCUCCCCAUCAACCUGUACAUUUCCUACCUCGGCUUCCGCUUCUACGUGGACGCAGACCGCAGGAGCUCAAGGAAACUGUUCUUCUGCAGCCUGUGGCACCUGCCGUUGCUCCUGCUGAUCAUGCUCACCUGCAAGCAGCGGCCCGGGCAGGGGGGGGACAAGGGAGAGCCUCCCAGCUGAUAGCCAGCCGGCCUGCAGACAGACGCACGUACAGACAGACAGCCCUGCCCUGGGCCAGCAGGAAGCGAAUUUUGCUGAUUCUGGCAAAGAGAGUUGGAUGGUGUCAGCUGGUGGCAGAUCAUCUGGUGCUGUGUCGUCACUUACCAGUCCUUUUAAUAUUAAUAUCCAAACUGCUUCCCAAACAAGAAAGGGACUAGCAUACGGGGUCAGUACAAAAAAAAAAAAA